This is a messenger RNA of Colletotrichum karsti, 1068 nucleotides long. RefSeq lists its product as uncharacterized. The transcript has a single exon. Gene Ontology annotation, molecular function: acyltransferase activity, transferring groups other than amino-acyl groups. The record is from RefSeq and is a predicted model, not a curated record. The coding region runs from base 1 to 1068 and encodes 355 amino acids. NCBI's taxonomy places the organism in Eukaryota, Fungi, Ascomycota, Sordariomycetes, Glomerellales, Glomerellaceae.
AUGGCGGACCUCGUCAGCACCAAGACCAAGCAACAUGUGAAGUUCGCCCCCGCGACUCCCGCCCAGCGCGAUGCCGCAUGGCGCCUCAACGGCGUCUCAUGGGCGCCCCCGAUGUCCCUCGAAGCCUACGUCGCCCGCGAGACCGCCCUCUCCAAGAUGGCCCUCUCGGAGAACUGCACCUACUACGUCCUCUUCGACCCCGCCGACCCGGAGCACAUCAUAUCCUCCUGCGAGGCCACCGCCAAGACCCUUUUUGUAAGGGACGCCGCCGACGGAACCCUCCGCGAGGAAAAGGCCUACGCCAUCGCCUCCGUCUACACGAACCCCUCCCACCGCGGCCACGGCAUGGCCACCCUCCUCCUGAACCGCCUCAAGGACGCCAUGGACGCCGACUCCCGCGCGAGCGUGCUCUACAGCGACAUCGGCACCGUCUACUACGCCCAGCUCGGCUGGGCCGUCUACCCGUCCCUCCAGGUCUCGCUGAUCCCGGACGACCCCUCGGCGCUGCAGCCCACGCCGCCCGACGGCGUGCGCUACCUCGCCGCGGACGAGGUCCCCACGCUGUGCGAGAAGGACACGGAGCUGUUGCGGAAGAAGCUCGAGGGCCUGCCGGCCGACGGCAGGACGCACAUCGCCUUCGCGCCGUCGGCGGCGCAGAUCACGUGGCACUUCGCGCGGGACAGGUUCACGGCGAAGCAGCUGAGGGAGGGCCGCGAGGUGGUCAACCACGGGGCGGUGACGGCGGACGGCGGGGCCUGGGUGUACUGGGACCACGACUUCCGGGAGAAGAAGCUCAAGGUGCUGCGGGUGGCGGGGGAUCCGCGGGCGGACGUGACGGCGCUGCUGCACGCUGCGGUGCUGGAGGCGGCGGACUGGGGGCUGGCGAAGGUGCUGGUGUGGAAUCCGGACGACGGGGUCGCGGCGUCGGCGAAGAGGGUGAGUGAUCGGACGGAUGGCGCCGUCAGGGUCGUGUUCGACGAGAGGCUUGACGGGAGCAUUCCGAGCUUGAGGUGGAAGGGCGAGGGGGAGGUCGUGUGGGAGGAUAAUGAGUACUAUGCAUGGUGCUAG